GCUCUCGGCCCGAGAUGAGCAGCCCCGAUGCGGGCUACGCCAGCAGCGACGACCAGGCGCAGGGGCGGUGCUCGCUGCCUACCAUGAUGCCGGCCAUGGGCUCCUGCCCGUGGGCAGAGUCGCUGAGCCCGCUGGGCGAGGGGAAAGCGAAGGGCGAGGCGGCGCCGUCGGGGGCGGCGAGCGGCCGGAGCAAGAGCGAGGCGCGGAUCCGGCGGCCCAUGAACGCCUUCAUGGUGUGGGCGAAGGACGAGCGCAAGCGGCUGGCGCAGCAGAACCCGGACCUGCACAACGCCGAGCUCAGCAAGAUGCUGGGUAAAUCGUGGAAGGCGCUGUCGCUGGCGGAGAAGCGUCCGUUCGUGGAGGAGGCGGAGCGGCUGCGGGUGCAGCACAUGCAGGACCACCCCAACUACAAGUACCGGCCGCGGCGGCGGAAGCAGGUGAAGCGCCUGAAGCGGGUGGAGAGCGGCUUCCUGCAGCACGGCCUGGCGGAGGCGGCGGGGUCCGGGCUGGGCAGCGAGGUCGGCGGCGGCGGUGGCAGGAUGUGCGUGGAGGCCCUAGGCCUGCCCUACGCCGAGCAGGGCUACGCGGCGGCGGCGGCGGCGGGCGCGGGCCACUACCGGGACUGUCCGCCGCUGGGCGCCGGGUUCGACGGCUACAGCCUGCCGACGCCGGACCCGUCGCCGCUGGACGCGGCGGAGAGCGAGGCGCCGUUCUUCGCGGCGGGGCUGCAGGAGGAGUGCGCGCUGGUGCCCUACGGCGACGCCCCGCACCCGGCGGCCGAGUACCCGCCGUCGGCGGCCGAGAGCCCGGCGGGCGCCGCGCUGCGCCGGCACCUGCCGCCCGGCGAGACGCUGGGGCCGGGCGGCUCGCUGCAGGGGCUGCUGGGCUGCCCGGCGCCGCUGCACGCCUACUACGGGCAGGCCUGCCAGCCGCCGGGCCCGGGGCGCGGCCCGCCGGGGGCGGUCGGGCAGCCGUCGCCGCCGCCCGAGGCGGCUCCGUGCCGGGAGCAGCUGGAGCACUUGCCGCAGGAGGAGCUGCUGGGCGAGGUGGACCGCACCGAGUUCGAGCAGUACCUGCGCUUCGCCUGCAAGCCCGAGCUGGGGCUGCCCUUCGCGGGCCACGACGCCGCCGGGCUGCCGGCGCCCGAGGGCGCGGGGCCCAUCUCUUCGGCCGUGUCGGACGCCAGCACCGCCGUCUACUACUGCGGCUACCCCGACGUGUGAGGGACUGGCUCGGGGGCACGCCACGGACUGGGCAGGGUAGGCGCCCGGCCCCGCUCCUAUUUAUGUAAUUUAUUUGAAUCUUGAGAACUGACAGGGUAUCCGUGACCUGCUCGAGGUUUAAAAGGCGACGCGCCAUCUCGCUGUCCAGGUGGUGCAGGUCUUACCAUCGCUGUUCGACAGUGACGUAUAAAACUGUUCCUGCUGUGGAAUCGUGAUACUAGUUACACACGUGGAAUACAAUUUCUGAGAUCUUGUUAGAGAUCCAUAUGCUUUUCUAAUGUUGUACAGAGUGCUGGUUUUUAUAUGUUGGAUUUGUACAGAAUAAUUUUGCACUUUUACAAAUAAAGGGAAAAUAAUAAAACUGGUCGCUGAUAUCUCCUGAAAGAGAUGUUAUCGCCCUUUGUAAUCAAUUAUUAUUGCUUUUUAAACUACUUUUACUAAUGUUGCUUUCACUAAGCAUUAGGUCCUGUCACUCUUUCUGUACACAUGGUCUUCUUCCGUCUCUCCUGUUCAAAUUAUAAACAAAACUUUAAGCGUUCACAAACUGUCUACUCCACACUGUUGUGUUUUUUUCUUUUUUUUUUAAAAAAAACACUUUAUUCGUGAUUUCU
This is a messenger RNA of Grus americana (Whooping crane), 1834 nucleotides long. Its product is annotated as transcription factor SOX-17-like. Gene Ontology annotation, biological process: vasculogenesis; heart development; angiogenesis. Bases 15 to 1223 code for a protein of 402 amino acids. The transcript has 2 exons. Gene Ontology annotation, molecular function: RNA polymerase II cis-regulatory region sequence-specific DNA binding; DNA-binding transcription activator activity, RNA polymerase II-specific. Lineage: Eukaryota; Metazoa; Chordata; Aves; Gruiformes; Gruidae. The record is from RefSeq and is a predicted model, not a curated record.